UGACAACAGCAGGACUUGGUUCAGUAUCUUCAACACAACUGGUCUUUAACCUAAAAGUAAGUAGAGGAUUAUUUCUACCACAGACAGAGAACGUCGCUGGAGAAAUGUCAAACUACAUGCACAGUGUGUGUGUGGUGCUGCUUUUCACCUCGGGGGUUCUUGGUCAGUCUUCCUCUGCAUUAAACAAACAAUGGGAGGAAUGGAAAGUCAAGCAUCAGAAGGUUUAUAAUAAUCAGAGUGAGAGCCUGUACAGGAGGGAGGUCUGGGAGAAGAAUCUGCAGCUGGUGCUGAGACACAACCAGGAGGCCUCAGCAGGACAGCACACCUUCACGAUGGGACUCAACCACUUGGCUGACAUGACAGCAGAGGAAGUCAACGAGAAGCUGAAUGGCUUUAAGAUGAAAGACCCAAAUCAUUUUAGAAACUGGACCUCCAAGCAAGUGAGUGAUGCACCAAUACCCUCAAGUGUGGACUGGAGGAAGGAAUGCAUGGUCAGUCCAGUCCAAAACCAGGGGUAUUGUGGGUCAUGCUGGGCAUUCAGUGCUGUAGGAGCGCUUGAGGGCCAGAUGAAGAAGAAAACAGGGUCCCUCAUCCCGCUGAGCCCGCAGAACCUGGUGGACUGCAGCACCAACGAUGGGAACAAUGGCUGCUGUGGGGGAUUUAUGACAUCAGCCUACAAAUAUAUCAUCGAAAAUGGAGGCAUCGACUCGGAGCAGUCUUACCCCUAUGAAGAGAAGCGAGGGAAAUGUCGCUACACCAGCGAGGGAAAGGCCGGAGAAUGCUUUGGUUUCCAGGUCCUUCCUCAAGGAGAUGAGAACAUUCUGCAGUACAUUGUGGCGACAGUGGGGCCAAUCUCUGCUGCUAUUAACGCCAACCUGAGGACCUUACAUUUCUACGAAGGAGGUGUAUACAAUGACCCGGACUGCCAUAAUUACAUACUAAAUCAUGCUAUACUGAUUGUGGGCUAUGGUACAGACCAAGGAGAGGACUUCUGGCUUGUGAAAAACAGCUGGGGAACUGGAUGGGGAGAAGCAGGAUACCUUCGACUUGCCAGGAACAACAAUCUCUGUGGCAUUGCUGAGUUUGCAGUUUACCCUGAAGUAAAUUGCCUCUAGAUGCUAGAUGCUGUGCUUUAAAGAAAGCAAUAUGCAAUUCUUUUAGCGGUCUCAUUUCAUGACAAAGACGUUUUCUACGUGGUAAAGCUUUUAUUUGUCUUUUUUUGCUUUUCUGCUGCUUCUUUCUUUUCUACUGUGUCAUUUUGAAGUUUGAUUCUUUUAGCAAUAUUCAGGAAAAAAUUUUGAUUAUACACCGAAUUUGAUAUAUUUUAGUAGUUAAUGUAAGUUACUCUACAAUUUAAACUUUUGCUUUGUGCUUAAUCUGUCCUUAAUGAAUGUCAUAAUAAUGUAACUACCAAUAAUAAUAUUCAUAAUAAAAUAUGUGCACCGGCCUGCAAAGCA
Myripristis murdjan (pinecone soldierfish) is the source of this 1457-nucleotide messenger RNA. Its product is annotated as cathepsin L1-like. Gene Ontology annotation, molecular function: cysteine-type peptidase activity. The coding region runs from base 105 to 1115 and encodes 336 amino acids. Gene Ontology annotation, biological process: proteolysis. NCBI's taxonomy places the organism in Eukaryota, Metazoa, Chordata, Actinopteri, Holocentriformes, Holocentridae. The record is from RefSeq and is a predicted model, not a curated record. The transcript is spliced from 9 exons.